Cavia porcellus (domestic guinea pig) is the source of this 4686-nucleotide messenger RNA. RefSeq names its product ras-like protein family member 12. Bases 2209 to 3096 code for a protein of 295 amino acids. The transcript has 8 exons. Gene Ontology annotation, molecular function: GTP binding; GTPase activity. The record is from RefSeq and is a predicted model, not a curated record. NCBI's taxonomy places the organism in Eukaryota, Metazoa, Chordata, Mammalia, Rodentia, Caviidae.
AGGAGCUGGGCCAGCUGACCCUGAACAGAGGAGGUACGAAUCCAGCUGACAGUGGGAGAGGACAGGAAAGGCAUUUCUUCCAGGCCCAGGGAGCAGCAGGAGCAUUGGCUGGGAGGAGAGAUGGAACUCACAGGACGCAGACGAAGGCAUACAUGGAGCAGGAAGCAACCAGGAGUCAUCACCAGACCAGUUCCUGCAGCAAGAGGAUUGCGACCCCUCCCGGUGGAAGUCGGUGUCCGCCUGGCUGCAGGUGUCCCCGUGCCCAGCCUGAGCAGUCCCUAAAUUACACAGACUUGGCUGGAAUUCGAAAUCCUCCUGCCUCAGCCGCCCAAGAGUGCUGGGAUUGUACUGUAUGCCAUGACACCCAGCUCUUGCCUGGCCUUUCACUUGGCUUGUAAAAGCUCCCCAGCCCCUCCAUACUUCCAUACUGCAGUUCUUGCAUCUGGAAAGUGGAGUUUGGAGCUGACUUCUAGGAUUCUGUCCAACUUUAACAUAUGAAUUUAUCAUCAAACCAGCGCUGGAGUGGUUGCCCUGUCUCUAGGAAAGGCGGUGACAUCGUGAAGGGCUUGGACAAGCUAAGCUUUCCUGGAGUGGCUCCCGGAUGCACCUGGGACCUGGCAUCAGGAGGGCCUCACAAAACUGCAGUUCACACAAGAGACAGAUACCUGCUGCACACCCUGCCCUUCCUUACCGAGUAACAGCCUUGGUGGCCUGGGAGUGGAGAGCAGAAUCCAGCUGCUGACCCUAACAGAAUGACCUUUCUUCUGAGCCUAAGGCCCCAAACCUCUGCUCUAAGCUGCUGCCCACGGAGUUCUUGGUCCGUGGCAGAGAGCUGUGUGCUUUGGGUGCAGAUGGAGCAGGGGGAAUUCACUGCUGCUUCUUGGGGCCCUGAGCCAAGCUCGGUGUAGCACGGCCUUGUUCCUUAACUCUUCACAAUCUUUUGCAGAUGAGGAAUUGAGGUGCAGAGUGUGUCCCCAGAUCUCUGGUGACACUGAUUCUCUCUUCCAUGUCCCCACUGGGAUGCAGUCUGUCUUCACUGGACACACACAGAACAGGCACAACCUUGGGGCUGGAACUUGGCUUCCACUUUCCCAACUCUUACAACUCAGAGGAAAACGCUGGGCCAUUGGCUGUGUGAGCAGCUCUGACCUAGAGUGUGAUGGAAACCAACUCCUUGGGGUACCUUAGAGUCUUAAUAAUGCAGCUGUUGUACUGUGAUCACCCAAACAAAAUUCCAUACAAACACAAUUCAUGUCCAGUUCAGGAAGCCAGUUUUCCUUCUUGUGACCACCCUGUGCGGGCCCGGGCUGCCCUGGCUUCUCUUGUGGAAAGGAAAUUGGCCAUCUGAGGGACAGGGGACAAGGAACAGGGGUAGCGAGGCUCCUGUCCCCUUCUGGGCUCCAACUUGGAGUGUUUCCCAGAAGAUGGGGCUGUCACUCUCUUAGGCCAGGGUUACAUCAUGGCAUUUUAGAUUGAUUUCCCUUCACCUGUUGUUUUUAAAGUUGAGGAAAUGAGGGGACUCACCCAAGGUCACCCAGGGGAAGGCGCACACACUAGAUCCAAAGGGCCUGUGCUCUCGGUGAGCCCCCUCUCGGUCUCCAGCACCAUUUACACAGCAGCCUGCUGCCUUGCAGCUCAUUAGGGCCCAUCGGGAGAAACAGUAACCCGGGUGAAUUAGGUGUCUGAAAGCUGAACCCGUAUUGGCCACGAAGCCUUGGCAGGGACGCUCUUCUCCCCUGUUCGCAGCAGCCUGGCUUUUGCAGUGAUGCCAGAGCCCCUACACCCAAGGGCCAGACUCGGGUGUAGAGGGCCAAGGGUGUGAGCUAAAAGCUCCAGACAGCAGGGUCGAGCUGGGCGUCUUCCCGGAGGAGGAGGAAGGGCAGGUGGGUGGUGGGACAAAGGAAGGGGUGAGUUUUCCCGCUGCUGGGAAAAGACCGAAGGAAAGGCUGGAAACAACUGGGGUCGCCCUGCCUGAAGUCCUUGGCGGACGCCGGAACCCCCUGUCUGCGCCGGGGCGGGAUGAGCCCUUAAAAGGAGCUCGCGGGCUCGGCCCCGCCCCGCCCCGCCCCGCCCCGCCCCGCGGCGGGAACGCAGCGCGAGGCUCGGACCUACUCGGGUCCGCGCGGGGCGCGGGGCGCGGGGCGCGGACACCGACGGGCACGCAGCUGGGGCGCUCGGUGUGACCCCGGGGCGCUCUCCGCGGUCGCCAUGGCCUCGGUGUUCGGAAAGCCCCGCGCCGGCAGCGGGCCUCCGAGCGCACCCCUGGAGGUCAACCUGGCCAUCCUGGGGCGCCGCGGGGCGGGCAAGUCCGCCCUGACUGUGAAGUUCCUGACCAAGAGGUUUAUCAGCGAAUAUGACCCCAACUUGGGCUUUCACUAUGUAGUCCAGACUGGCCUUGGAUUCAUGAUCCUCCUGCCUCAGCCUCCUGAGAAGGGAAUUUGGUGUGCUCUACCAGAGGACACCUACAGCUCCGAGGAGACGGUGGACCACCAGCCCAUCCACCUGAGGGUCAUGGACACUGCAGACCCGGACAUCCCCAGGAACUGCGAGCGCUACCUGAACUGGGCCCAUGCCUUCCUGGUGGUGUACAGCGUAGACAGCCGCCAGAGCUUUGAGGGCAGCAGCAGCUACCUGGAGCUGCUCGCCCUGCACGCCAAGGAGACGCAGCGCUGCUACCCGGCCCUGCUGCUGGGCAACAAACUGGACAUGGCCCAGUACAGGCAGGUGACCAAGGCCGAGGGAGCAGCCCUGGCCGGCAGGUUCGGCUGCCUCUUCUUCGAGGUCUCCGCCUGCCUGGACUUCGAGCAUGUGCAGCACGUGUUCCAUGAGGCGGUGCGGGAAGCGCGGCGGGAGCUGGAGCGGAGCCCCCCGGCCCGGCCCCUCUUCAUCGCUGAGGACAGGGCUCCCGUGCACCAGGUGCCGCUCACGGCCCGGCACGGGCUGGCCGGCUGCACUUUCAACACGCUGUCCACCUUCAGCCUGAAGGAGAUGCCCGCCGUGGCUCAGGCCAAGCUGGUCACAGUGAAGUCAUCGCGUGCCCAGAGCAAGCGCAAGGCGACCACCCUCACCCUCCUAAAGGGCUUCAAGAUCUUCUGAGGCCCAUGCCCCUCCUCGGCAGCCCCGGCAGCAGGACAGGGGCUGGCUUGUGAUGCCGGCCUUUCUCACCGAUGGACUGCUGGCCCCGCCCACUGAUGGACAGCUGAACCUGCCUCUGGCACCAAGCAGAGUCCCCACAUUGAGCCUAAGGCACUGGGUGGGCUGCUGCUGCUUGGUCUCUAUGGUGUCCUUUGCACCUAGGACCCUGGAGGGAAACGGCCAUUGCCACAGCCCAGAGACCUGCCAUAGCAGGAAGAAACUGUGUCCAUUCUGCUGCCGUAACUCUAGCCCGGCUAGCUGUGUCCCAUGGUAGACGGACAGUUCCCAGAGGCCCCAGGAGGGGCGGCCUAGGGGUCGUGGUGCCACCUGGUGGGAGGCAGAGGCAGCGCAACUGCUUAGAAGUAGGAGCCUGACCCUGCUAUCCUCUUCUGACCUCACAGGAUACGCGGGUAGUGACCCCAGUUUAUUCAAGGAAGAUCUGCUUAAGAUAAUUCUGCGGGGCCGCUGCACAGGCAGGGGCUCCGGGUCGGGUAUUCCCAGCGCUUCCCCUUUCAGGGAGGGGAGAAGAGAACCUCCAGUGGGCUUUCAUCAGGAUUCAGGGUCUUCUUCCCCACUUUGCUAAGGACUGUGUGCACACCCUCAGGACCAGGUCCUCAAGUCUAAUGACCAAGGCUGCAGAACACAGUGUCCUCUCUGGUUUCAGGAGAGCCCACAGAAGGCAGGGUCGCAUGCCACCUGGCAGCCACCAAUGCCGGCUCAGACAGGAACGGUGUAAAGCUUGUAACAGGGUUUGGCCGGACAUGUGACCUUCAGCAACAGAUCUGAGCUUUCAAAGCCCAGUUUUUUUUUCUUCUAGCACUGGGGAUUGAACCCCGGGCCUUCACACUGAACUAUAUCAUCAGCUAUUUUAUUUUAUUUUGGGAAACUAAGUUGUCUAGGCUGGGCUGAAAACCUGGGAUGCUCCUGCCUCAUCCUCCCAGAGAACUGAAAUUACAGGUGUGUGCCACUGCGCCCAAGCCAAAGUCCACUUUGGUGAGACAGAACCUGAAGUAUGUCGGGCUAAUAGAGCAAAGUUUUGCAUAGAUUCUAUGGUGUCCCCCUUAACAGCUUAUGCCACAACAUCAUGGCUCAGAUGGAGCCGCAGGUUCCUCCCUGCGGUUCCCAGUGUUAGCCAGAGGAAGCUUCAGAGGCAGUUGUCUUCCAGCUCUGUUUACCAUGAGCAGGUACAGGAGGAGCCUCUGGCUUCCUGAAGGGCUGGGAAGGGGAUUCUGACUCCAGAAUCCUGCUUCCUUCCAUGUCAGUGCCCCAUUCCAGGAGCUUGGACUCAAAAUCCCCCUAACCCAGCCUUCAACCCAUUCUAUGGAGGGAGAAGCUGAGGCCAGAGGAAGGCUGUGAACCAUUCCAGGCCACCCGCGGAGGGUCCCUGCCAGGCUUCCCGAGCCCUAGGCUGCUAGGGGUUUUGCACUUUUCUUCAAGCCACUUGUGUGUUUGUGUAUAUGUGCGUGUGUAUCACAGCCACUUGAACAGUCUGUGCACUUCCCACUGCCCACUACCAGAAGCAUUUUUAAUAAAAGAUUUUUUUAACUAUCA